AUGCCCAGCAAAUCCCCAGUUGUUGAUAUUGACACCCCAUCUGGUAAACAUGCAGCUACGUCGGUAAAAGCCUCGCACACAAUUUUUGUUGAAGGUUAUGUCUGUUCAUAUACUAUUUAGUCUACUAUUCAGACAUGCCAUGGUAAGGUCAUCUGCUUGCGACCUGUUCUACAAGCGACAUUUUCUGGGUGAAAAGCCAAGUUUUUAUCUUCAAGCAUGUAUCAAAGAACAAAGUUUUCACAUUCUUUUUCGAAGCUGAGGUUUCAUAAAGCCCCCAAAAUAUGGAGAAGGUCCUCCCACAUUAGCCCUAUCAAUUUCUGGAAGGCACCAUCUUCCUCUGAAGACCACUUCUGGUCCGCUUACGAAGCCACACGACCCAAUUACGCCUCAUCCAACUUUCUAGAAACAAUAUAUGGUUAUCACGAUAAAAAAGAUGCAUCAUUUUCAAUUGCACACGAUGUCGGAUGCGGUUCCGGUGUUGGCGCCUUUGCACUAGCACAGCGCUUUUCCCAUGUUGUUGCAAGUGACAACAACACCUCGUCACUCCAUUCUGCCCAACGCUUCUUAUCUUCAAAAUAUCCUCCUGAAAGAAUCUCAUUCAAUCAUUGCAAAGGGGAAGACAUUGCUUCCUAUCACGAAAAGAAUAGUGCAGAUCUUAUCGCAGCGCCUGAAAGCAUAGUUCUGAUGGACUCUCGAGCUGCACUCUCCUCGUUCGCUAAAGUUUUGAAGCCCGGUGGCACAUUGGCAAUCUGGAUGUACGGUCGUCCUCACUUCUCAGAGGUUGCGUAUAAAGAAAGGUGCCAGGAUAUUUUUGACCGGAUUGCCGAUUUAUCCUUUCGAAAAGUAUUAAGGAAUUUAAAUGCGGAGACGGAAGCAAGUUGGAAGAAGACGGCCAGCGAAAUGGCGAGCUUUCUCGAUUAUCUUGAUUUUGGUAAACCAAGUGAGAACUGGCAGAAUGUGAAGAGAAUGAAAUGGAACUCUCGCAGUGCUCAGUUGGGUUUCUUUGGUCCUGGUGCAUGUGAUUUCGAGUUUGAGCCCGUGAGUAACGUUAGGCAAGGGGAGGCAUUGUUCGAGAUAGAGGAUGGGGAAAUGUGGGGGAGAAAUUGGAAUAUUUCCGGGGUAAGAGAGUAUAUUGACUACAGCUUUCCGGGUAUUAAGGAUUUGGUGCACGGGGAUUUAAAGAUAGACGAGCUCUUGGGAGAGUUGGGUGAGGCUAUGGGUGGAAAGAAUGCAUCAAGGUCUUAUACUUGGCCGGUUGCACUUGUACUAGCAUCUAAAGCUUAG
This is a messenger RNA of Hymenoscyphus albidus, 1284 nucleotides long. NCBI's taxonomy places the organism in Eukaryota, Fungi, Ascomycota, Leotiomycetes, Helotiales, Helotiaceae. The record is from the annotation of a GenBank genome assembly.